AUGAAGAUCGGAGUUGUUAUUUAUGCUUGUGUGACCCUGUUUGCUUUGCUUUCUGCUACAAGCAAAGCCAAUCAGGAAGAUCAACUGGAAGAGCUGAUUCUAUCCAAGAGAUUAAAGAACAAGCUUCUGACAAGUUCUUGGGAAGAGAAAGAUGUGUCCAAACAGCAAUAUUAUGUGUCAUCCCAAGAAGGGCUAAUGCAGAGUGAUAAGAUUAGUGCAUUUCCUGGACAGCCUUAUGGAGUCAAUUUUAAUCAAUACUCUGGUUAUGUUACAGUUGAUCCAAAUGCUGGAAGAGCCCUUUUCUAUUACUUUGUAGAGUCUCCAUAUAAUCCUUCUACCAAACCACUAGUGUUGUGGCUCAAUGGAGGGCCAGGAUGUUCUUCAUUUGGCUAUGGGGCGUUUCAGGAAUUGGGACCCUUCAGAGUCAACUCUAAUGGAAAAAGUCUAUUUCUUAACGAGUAUGCUUGGAACAAUGUGGCAAAUGUGUUGUUCUUGGAAUCACCAGCUGGAGUGGGCUUUUCCUACUCAAACACUUCGUCUGAUUAUGAUCAAGCAGGAGAUAAGUUUACAGCAAGAGAUGCCUAUGUGUUCCUCAUCAAUUGGCUUGAGAGAUUUCCACAAUACAAAUCCAGAGAUUUCUUCAUCACUGGAGAGAGCUACGCUGGUCAUUAUGUGCCUCAACUUGCUUACAACAUUUUGGUCCAAAAUAUUUUCUCUGGACAAACCAUUAUCAACCUCAAAGGCAUUGCUAUAGGGAAUGCUUGGAUCGAUGAUGAAACAAGUUCAGAGGGAAUAUUCGAUUACUUAUGGACACAUGCUCUAAUCUCAGAUGAAACCCAUUCAAGUAUUGAUAAGUACUGUGACUUUGCCACUGAUAAUGUUUCAGACGUGUGUGUCAGUGCAACGAGAAAGGCCCUUCAGGAGAAAGGGAAGAUAGAUUGGUACAACAUUUACGCUCCACUCUGCCGUGACACUUCACUCAGAAAUGGUCCGCCUGGUUCUGUGUACAAUUAUGAUCCAUGCUCUGAUUACUACGUGGAAGCCUAUAUGAAUAACCCAGACGUCCAGCUAGCUCUCCAUGCUCUUCCCACAAACUGGACUCAUUGCAAAGAUUAUAACUGGACAGACAGCCCAAGUACGAUCCUUCCCACCAUCAAGGAUCUCAUCAGAUUUGGCAUUAAAGUGUGGAUUUACAGCGGGGACACAGAUGGACGGGUACCAGUCACAUCGUCUAAGUACUCAAUCAACCGUCUCAACUUUCCUGUUGAGGUUCCAUGGCGACCAUGGUACUCAGGAAAUGAGGUAGGAGGAUAUGUGGAGCAAUACAAAGGAUUAACGAUUGUGACAGUGAGAGGAGCUGGCCACACUGUUCCCAGUUGGCAACCAGCAAGGGCCCUCAUCCUCAUUACUUCAUUCCUCAAGCGCUCUGCGCCUCCGGCUUCACCAUGGCCAUAGCCAGAACUCUAGCUCCGUCUGCUUAACGCAACUUAUCUACAUGUCUUUUCUAGUUCUUAUUUUCCUCAAUAAAAGACUACAAACUAAAGUAUCUUGACCCAGAAUCAUGCUCAAAUGCUCAUUGCCAUAUGGUCAUAGUGCAGCAGCGCCAUUUAUA
This is a messenger RNA of Prosopis cineraria, 1612 nucleotides long. RefSeq names its product serine carboxypeptidase 1-like. Bases 1 to 1455 code for a protein of 484 amino acids. NCBI's taxonomy places the organism in Eukaryota, Viridiplantae, Streptophyta, Magnoliopsida, Fabales, Fabaceae. The record is from RefSeq and is a predicted model, not a curated record. Gene Ontology annotation, cellular component: vacuole. The transcript has 8 exons. Gene Ontology annotation, biological process: proteolysis. Gene Ontology annotation, molecular function: serine-type carboxypeptidase activity.